Lingula anatina is the source of this 1721-nucleotide messenger RNA. RefSeq lists its product as uncharacterized. Lineage: Eukaryota; Metazoa; Brachiopoda; Lingulata; Lingulida; Lingulidae. The record is from RefSeq and is a predicted model, not a curated record. Gene Ontology annotation, biological process: protein phosphorylation; signal transduction. Gene Ontology annotation, molecular function: ATP binding; protein binding; protein kinase activity. Gene Ontology annotation, cellular component: plasma membrane.
CUUAAAAUGAGCAAUGCCCAUUGGCUGAAAUGCUGGCCCAUAGCUGAUAAGGAAGUAACUUUCACUACUACACUGAACCCUUAGGAGUAAUCAAAAUGGACAAAGCAAGCACUAGACUUAGAUUCCCACAAGUGCCAGAAGAGUACCACCGCCUAAUGGACGAAGACUUCAGUGGGAACUUGUUUGAGAGGAGCGACAGCAGUCUAAGCAGAUGUUCCAAUAAAAGUUUUGAUGAAAACCUUCCUUUGCCGCCACAGAAUGUGGAAAAUGAUGAAACCUUGGACUACACCUACCAUAAUGUAGGUCAGCCAGCGUCAGCUCAGUCACUACAAAAUGGCUACCACAAAGACAACCGAGACCAGAACAUGAACGAAGACAAGCUGAAAGAUAUAUCUUACGAAAAUGAAAAAUCCAUCAAAGACAUGCUGUCGCCUCUCUUCAGUGAGGCUCAGCCAUCCUAUCCUUGUCACCCAAAUAAGAAUCCACACCAGAUGAGAAAAAUGCACCCACAAUCGCAAGAAAACGAGGAGUUAGACUACGAGAAUGCACUGCCAGUGAUGAAGAACAGGGUUCUCCCUCACGAGCCUCAGGAGUCUGAGUGUGACUUCACUGAACCCUCCACGGGUUAUACACAGAGGCAGUCACCACAGUCCAUUCAGUCUAUGGGCAGCGAGGGGUCAUCUCUAACCUGCCCAGAAGAAGCCAAGAAGUAUGAUAAACUGACCCAGUUUGCAUACUCAGUCACCCCACAUUUCUCCUACAAAGAGAUAGUGGGCGCCACCGAUGGGUUUGCAGACCACAACCUUCAAGGAAAAGGAACAUUUGGAGAAGUGUACAAAGGCACUCUGAGGAAGACAGCAUUUGCAAUCAAAAGAUUAUUACAGCAAAGACAGUUUGAAGGUGAGCAAGCACGUCAAAGACACCAUCAUAUGGAGAUUAAGUCUUUGCUCAUGUAUCGCCAUGACAACAUAGUCCAGCUGAUUGGCUACUCUCUGGAUGGACCAGAAGUGUGCCUCAUCUAUCAGUUCAUGGUCAAUGGCUCCCUGGAAGAUAGGCUGGCCUGUAAGGAUGGUACUAAGCCCCUUUCCUGGCACCAGAGAUGUUCCAUAUUGAAAGGAGCGGCGCGGGGCCUCCAAUAUCUACACACUGCCCUGGAUAAACCUCUCAUUCAUGGGGAUGUGAAGAGUGCAAACAUACUGCUGGACAAACACUACGAGGCCCGUAUUGGGGACUUUGGAAUUGCUCAAGAGGCUCAGAAGGGGAGUGAGGGGAAAUACACUCACAUUACACAGCAAGAUGCUGGUAUAUUUGGCUCUCUGGCAUAUGCGCCCCCUGAAUUCCUUCGUAACUACCAGUUGUCAGUGAAGGGAGAUACUUAUGGCUUUGGAGUGGUUAUUUUUGAGGCAUGUUCUGGAAAACCACCAUUUGAGGAAAAAGAACACAAAGGGAGACGAAUGACAAAAUAUUUGAAAGAUCACAUGGGAGAAGUUUUGGACAUGGUGAAUGAUGACAAAGAGUUGCUGAAAGAAAAAGACCACAAAGCUGCUAAUUGGCCAGAUGACAUAUUUGUUGAGCUCAUGAAGCUGGGUCAUUACUGCAUUAUGCCCAAGAAGAAAGAGAGACCUGAAAUGUCAGAGGUUCUGAAAAGUUUAGAAGAUGUAGAGCUGAAUGUUCAAAAAGAGAAAUACUUCCAACACAGGAGGUCUUCAAAGGGUAAAUAA